AUGCUAAAAAGCUCAGUGACACUAUUUAUCGCUGCAUUUAUCUCUGUUUCUUCAGUCUAAUCUUUGUAAUACGCUAAAAACGGAGGUUGUACUGGCUAUGACUAGCCUCCAGGUGAUAAAAUGUACUAUGACCACUUUAAUGUUAUCAAGCCUUACUAAGACAAAGAGUAAGUUUACUUCGACUAGAAGUACAGAGACUUAAUGAGUCUUAGAGUUGAUUAAUAUGUUAACAUGACUCUUAUUAACGCUCCUCCAGAUUUCAAAUGUGAUUUAGGUGAUGAUACUCCUUGCAAUUGGGUAUUCACUGGCUCUUCCAGCAGAGCAUUAACUUUUUGGAAACUUUAUCAAAAUACCAAGAAAACAAAUCCAGCUAAAUCUAAGUAUUAUCUAGAUUUAGCAAGACAAUAUAUUGAGGGAUCCUUAAAAGACAUAUCCGAUAAGUAUGAUGAUUUUAUUUCUUUCAUUAAUGGAAAUCCAGGAGUAUAUGCUAUUGCUAGUGUAAUUUACGAUUCACUAGGAGAUUCAACUAAAGCGCAAUAAUUUAUAGAUAAAGUAGAUGUCGUGUUCUCUAAGCCAAUGACUAAUAAAAUUGAUUAUGAUGAUGGUAUCCCAGGUUAUUUCUAUACUUUAGACUUCCUCGAAACUUACUAUGACAGACCAUUAUUCAGCAGAGAUAAUGUGAUGAGAUAUGCCAGUCAUUUAUUUGACUAUGGAUAUAAUCACAAACUUGAAAAUGGUACACUUAUUUUUCCAGAGCCAUUCCCAGAUACUAGAACAAGCCUUGGAUUUGGAAGAGGAGCAGCUGGCAUGCUUUUUAGGCUAAUGCAAGUACCAGAGGUACUCCAAAAUGAGACGAUGGUAAAGCAUAUAAAGCUAACAAUUGACUAUAUGAUUGCAAGAUAAAGACCUGAUGGACAGGUAGCAGACAUUCAGCCUGGUAUGGAGGAGAGAGUUCAGUGGUGCCAUGGUGCUCCGUCAGCAACUCCUGUUUUCGCUCUUGCUUAUAAAAUUUUUGGAGAUCAAAAAUAUCUUCUUGCUGCAGACUUAGCAGCUAAUUACACCUUUAAUUAUGGAGUUUUGCUCAAAGGAAUGGGGCUAUGUCAUGGUACCUCCUCAAAUAUUUAUAUGAUUCUGUAUCUUUACUCGAUUACCAAAGAUCCCAAGUACAAGUAUUUUGCUAUUGAGAUGCAUAAAUUUGCUCUUGAUACCCCUACACUUACCGAUCCAGAGAAGAUGAUGUCAUGGGAUUGCGUAGGAUAAUACUCUAGCUUUAUCGACACAGCUGCCUCAGCAAUUGCUACCUAUUCAGACAUGUUGACCUAUAUUGAUGGACAAGAGGAGAAUAUGUGGAUGAUUGGUUGGGGAAAAAUUUCUCAUAAAACUGAAAAUCAGCAUGCUCACACAUUCCUUGAAUGA
Molecule: messenger RNA, 1416 nt
Organism: Stylonychia lemnae
Lineage: Eukaryota; Ciliophora; Spirotrichea; Sporadotrichida; Oxytrichidae
Source: the annotation of a GenBank genome assembly